Messenger RNA from Echinostoma caproni, 306 nucleotides. NCBI's taxonomy places the organism in Eukaryota, Metazoa, Platyhelminthes, Trematoda, Plagiorchiida, Echinostomatidae. The record is from the annotation of a GenBank genome assembly.
AUGGAUCGGUUUAGUUUACGUCUCGUGGGUAAUUUGCGAUCUGGCCUUUGUGCUUUGUUGGCUGGGAGACCGACUGAUGGUUAUGACUUGGUAAACACGGACGCAUGUCGUGCUCUGGUUGCCCUGCUUGAUCGGGAUGGCUCCGGACGAUUGACGGAGUCCGACUUUCGACGCGUGUGGGAAAUACUACGCGCAUGGUCUCGCCUGUUCGCCGCUUUUGAUCCCCAACGUUCCGGACACGUGACCAGUCUGGAUUUUCGCAUUAUAGUCGAACAAGCAGGUACAUCUAAUUCUUUGUGUGUUUAA